UGCUGAAUUAAUUGGAGCUUGGUGAUAACAUCUUAGUAUGGUCACUUAGCACUACAGUCUGCCUGGCAUGCACAAGAUCCCAAGUUUGAACCUCAGAAGUUCCAGGCAGGAAGAGCAAAGACACCUGCUCUUGCUAGUUGCAGUGCCAAGUUAUGUCUUCCAACAGUCAAGGAAAUGUGUCUUCCCAUGAGGAGGUGCAGGAGGCAUCUGCACAGGAGGAGAAUGUCUUGAGAAGGGUAGCCAGCAUGCCAUUGGUUAGCUCUGCCUAUGACAUGGCUGCGAAUGCCUACAACUCUACCAAGGGCAGCCACCCCUAUGUGAAGUCUUUCUGUGAUGCUGCUGAGAAGGGGAUGAAGACCCUGAAAGAAGUGGCGGUCAGCACUGCUCAGCCUAUCCUGACUAAACUUGAACCCCAGAUUGCAGCAGCAAAUGAGUAUGCUUCCCGGGGCUUGGAUGCCCUGGAGGAGAAGCUGCCAAUUCUUCAGAUGUCAGCUGAUAAGGUUGCUUCUGACACCAAGGAGAUGGUGUCGUCCAAAGUGGCAAGCGCUAAGGACGCCAUUGGCGUCAAGCUGUCUGGAGUUGUAGGCAUGACGAAAGAAGCUGUGCAUGAUGGCAUGGAAGCGACCAAGUCUGCUAUUGGCCAGAGUCUGACCACCGUUAUGGAAUCCAGAAUGGGCCAGAUAGCUGUCAGUGGUGCUGAGGCAAUGCUUGGCAGAUCUGAAGACCUGAUAGAUGAAUAUCUCCCCAUAACAGAUGAAGAACUGACUGAGAUUACAGCAGCUGCAAAGGACGGCAAUGUGGUUCCUGUGCAGCAGCGCGAGCAGCAGGAAUAUCUGGUGCGUUUGGGCUCCCUUUCAAGCAGACUCCGCCAAAGGGCCUACUUGCACGCGGUGGCGAAGAUCAGACGAGCCAGGCAAAGGAUCCACGAGUCUCUCUCCCAGCUUCAGCAGAUAAUUCACAUGAUUGAAUACAUGAAGCAAGGUGUGGGGCAGACCUUUCAUGAGGGUGAAAAGAAGCUUAGCCAGAUGUUGAUCGACUGGAACAAGGCAAACCCAGAAGCAAAGGAUAACAAAGAUUUGGCGCAGCUAGAGGUAGAAAGCCAAACCCUGACAAUGUUUCAGUACCUGAUCCAUCAUCUGCAGACCGUUAGCCAAACCCUGGUGUCCAGCAUCCAAGGAUUCCCUUCUAGCCUGGAGGAUAAGGUGCAGAAAGUCGGCCAAAGCACUGGAGAACUUUAUGCCACCGCUUCCAUGGUCAGGUCCUUCCAGGACUUCCCCAGCACUCUCCUGGCCCAAAGCCGCCAGACAGUGCAGAAAGCGCAAGAAUACAUGGAUGAGCUGCUGGAAUAUGUCACUCACAACACCCCUCUCUCCUGGCUGGUGGGGCCUUUUGUGCUCUCUGGCAAGCUGCCUGCUGAAGUUUCAGAACCAGCAAAUUAAGGCAAAGACCUCUUGCAACAACCUUGCUAUUCACUCUUUUUGCUCUAGGUGUCAGCACUGUAUUUCGAUAACUUCGUGGCAGGUGAGCCCUGUACAGUGUAGAAGAUGAGCAUCUUUGUGCUGGCUGAACCUCAGAAUUGUAAAUAUCCAAAACAGUAACUUUAUUGAAUAUUUCAAAAUGUUGUAGAGCAAAGCUGCUAAUAAUGAAGUGGUGGUAAUUAAAUAAUGGUCAAAACUGGUAUGGUUGGGAAUCCUGUU
This is a messenger RNA of Lacerta agilis (Sand lizard), 1697 nucleotides long. RefSeq names its product perilipin-3-like. Bases 153 to 1439 code for a protein of 428 amino acids. Gene Ontology annotation, cellular component: cytosol; lipid droplet. Gene Ontology annotation, biological process: lipid storage; positive regulation of triglyceride storage. The transcript is spliced from 8 exons. The record is from RefSeq and is a predicted model, not a curated record. NCBI's taxonomy places the organism in Eukaryota, Metazoa, Chordata, Lepidosauria, Squamata, Lacertidae.